Messenger RNA from Onychostoma macrolepis, 1019 nucleotides. It is a transcript of the gene lratb.2, whose product is annotated as lecithin retinol acyltransferase b, tandem duplicate 2. The record is from RefSeq and is a predicted model, not a curated record. Lineage: Eukaryota; Metazoa; Chordata; Actinopteri; Cypriniformes; Cyprinidae. The transcript is spliced from 2 exons. Gene Ontology annotation, biological process: retinol metabolic process. Gene Ontology annotation, molecular function: phosphatidylcholine-retinol O-acyltransferase activity. The coding region runs from base 1 to 663 and encodes 220 amino acids.
AUGUUUCCGCUAGAGUUCCUCUACAACUUCUUUUACAUCGCUGUGGUCACAGACUUUGAAGAAAAGAAGAAGAAAGCGCUCCAAUAUGACACCUCCGUGUACAAAAGAGGAGAUCUGCUAGAGGUCCCUCGAACUCUCUUUACGCAUUUCGGAAUCUAUCUGGGGAACAACCGCGUGGCUCAUCUCAUUCCUGAUAUCCUGCCAGUCUUGACCACCGACGAGAAGGCCAUUGAGAAAAUGGUGACUAACAACCGGCUGAUUUUGGGUGUGAUCGCAAAAAAAGCAAGUGUCCGGGUGGACUCCUUGGAGGACUUUGCGUAUGGAGCAGAAAUUCUGAUCAACCACAUGGACAAGGUGUGCAGUCGGUCUCCGUUCGAGGGUGAGGAGGUGGCUCGGAGAGCUGAGAAGCUCUUGGGCUCCGUGGUUUACAGUCUGCUGUGGUACAACUGCGAGCAUUAUGUCAUGUACUGCAGAUAUGGCACCAGCAUGAGCUUUCAGACCUACCAGUUCUGCAAAGUCGUGCGCAAGAUUGUGUGCAGCAAAACAAGUUCUCUUUUAAGCUUUCUGUUAUGCUUGUUCAUCAUGUUUUAUAUGGGGUCUGUGUCCAUCUUUGGAAUUUUACCCACACUUAUCAUCCCCUUCACUAUUUGGAUGGCAUCCUGAAAUGGAUUUAAAAAAAAAAAAAAAAAAAAUUAUCAAUGAGUUCAAAAUAGUGGUUUAUUACCCUGGGGCACCUAUUUGGCCACUGUAAAAAAAAUAAAAAUAAGAAUAUGAUCUUUCCAGUACUGUCAUGUUAAGAUACAUCAGAUAAUUUAUUUUCUUACUGUUUGUUGAGAAGCAAAAUAAUGCCAUAUCAGUGUUAAAUAAAAUUUAUAUUAAAUGUUUUUGUCUGUAUUAAAUGUAUAUGUGAAAGAUAAUGAUUAUCAUGUACUGUGCAUGUAUAUUUAAACAAUACUCGAAGGUUCCAUGGUAUAUUUUGUAAAAGGUUUGAUAGUCAGUAUAAAAAAUAAAUAAAUAAA